AUGGCGGGGGCGCCGCGCGGCCGAGGCGGAGGCGGCGGCGGAGGCGGAGGCGGCGGCGGCGCGGGCGAGCCCGGGGGCGCCGAGCGGGCGGCGGGGCCGGGCGGCCGGCGCGGGCUGCGGCCGUGCGGCGAGGAGUUCGCGUGCCCCGAGCUGGAGGCGCUGUUCCGCGGCUACACGCUGCGGCUGGAGCAGGCGGCCACGCUGAAGGCGCUGGCCGUGCUCAGCGGGCUGGCGGGCGCGCUGGCGCUGGCGGAGCUGCUGGGCGCGCCGGGGCCCGCGGCCGGCCUGGCCAGGGGCUCGCACCCCGCGCACUGCGUGCUCUUCCUGGCGCUGCUCGUGGUCACCAACGUGCGCUCGCUGCAGGCGUCGCAGCUGCAGCAGGUCGGCCAGCUGGCGCUGCUGUUCAGCCUCACCUUCGCGCUGCUCUGCUGCCCCUUCGCGCUCGGCGGGCCCGCGGGCACCCACGCCGGCGCGGCUUCGGGGACGGCGGCCGCCGACCACGGCGUCUGGCAGCUCCUUUUGGUCACCUUCGUGUCCUAUGCCCUGCUGCCCGUGCGCAGCCUGCUGGCCGUCGGCUUCGGGCUCGUGGUGGCCGCCUCGCAUUUGCUGGUUACGGCCACCUUGGUGCCCGCCAAGCGCCCGCGUCUCUGGAGGACGCUCGGUGCCAAUGCCCUACUCUUCCUCAGUGUGAACAUGUACGGGGUGUUUGUGCGGGUCCUGGCCGAACGCUCCCAAAGGAAAGCCUUCCUGCAAGCCCGGAACUGCAUUGAGGACCGGCUCAGGCUGGAGGAUGAGAACGAGAAGCAGGAGCGGCUGCUUAUGAGUCUUCUGCCCCGGAAUGUUGCCAUGGAGAUGAAGGAGGACUUCCUGAAGCCCCCCGAGAGGAUUUUCCACAAGAUCUACAUCCAGCGGCACGACAAUGUGAGCAUCCUCUUCGCGGACAUCGUGGGCUUCACAGGCCUGGCGUCGCAGUGCACAGCCCAGGAGCUGGUGAAACUCCUGAACGAGCUCUUCGGCAAGUUUGACGAACUGGCCACGGAGAACCACUGCCGCCGCAUCAAGAUCCUCGGGGACUGCUACUACUGUGUGUCGGGCCUCACCCAGCCCAAGACCGACCACGCCCACUGCUGCGUGGAGAUGGGGCUGGACAUGAUCGACACCAUCACGUCGGUGGCCGAGGCCACGGAGGUGGAUCUGAACAUGCGUGUGGGGCUGCACACUGGCCGGGUCCUCUGCGGGGUCCUCGGCCUGCGCAAGUGGCAGUAUGACGUGUGGUCCAAUGACGUGACACUGGCCAAUGUCAUGGAGGCCGCCGGCCUACCCGGGAAGGUCCACAUCACCAAGACGACCCUGGCUUGCUUGAAUGGGGACUACGAGGUGGAGCCGGGGCAUGGGCACGAGAGGAACAGUUUCCUGAAGGCUCACAACAUUGAGACCUUCUUCAUCGUGCCGUCACACCGGCGGAAGAUAUUUCCAGGGCUGAUCCUGUCCGACAUCAAGCCCGCCAAGAGGAUGAAGUUCAAGACGGUUUGUUACCUGCUGGUGCAGCUCAUGCACUGCCGGAGGAUGUUCAGGGCGGAGAUCCCCUUCUCCAACGUCAUGACCUGCGAGGACGACGACAAGCGGAGGGCGUUGAGAACCGCGUCGGAGAAACUCAGAAACCGCUCGUCCUUCUCUGCCAACGUCGUGCACACCGCGCCGGGCACGCGGGUCAACAGGUACAUCGGCCGCCUCCUGGAGGCGCGCCAGAUGGAGCUGGAGAUGGCGGACCUGGACUUCUUCACCCUGAAGUACAAGCAGGCGGAGCGCGAGCGCAAGUACCACCAGCUGCAGGACGACUACUUCACCUGUGCCGUGGUGCUCGCGCUCGUCCUGGCCGCCGUGUUCGGCCUUGUCUACCUGCUCAUCAUCCCGCAGAGCGUGGUCGUCCUGCUGCUGCUGGUGUUCUGCAUCUGCUUCCUGGUGGCCUGUGUCCUGUACCUGCACAUCACCCGGGUCCAGUGUUUUCCAGGAUGCCUAACUAUCCAGAUUCGCACCGUCUUGUGUAUUUUCAUCGUGGUCCUAAUCUACUCCGUGGCCCAAGGCUGUGUGGUGGGCUGCCUGCCCUGGGCCUGGAGCUCCAGCCCCAACGGGUCCCUGGUGGUCCUGGCGCCCGGCGGCCGGAACGCCCUGCUGCCUGCCGCGCCCUGCGAGUCGGCCCCCCAUGCCCUGCUGUGCGGCCUCGUGGGCACCCUCCCGCUGGCCGUCUUCCUGCGGGUGUCCUCGCUGCCCAAGAUGAUCUUGCUGUUUGUGCUCACGGCGUCCUACAUCCUGGUCCUGGAGCUCAGCGGGUACACCCGGGCCUCGGGGGGUGGCGCGGUGUCUGGGCGCAGCUUCGAGCCGAUCGUGGCCGUCCUGCUGUUCUCCUGCACGCUGGCCCUGCACGCGCGGCAGGUGGACGUCAAGCUGCGGCUGGAUUACCUGUGGGCGGCACAGGCGGAGGAGGAGAGGGACGACAUGGAGAGGGUGAAGCUGGACAACAAGCGGAUCCUCUUCAACCUCCUGCCGGCCCACGUCGCUCAGCACUUCCUCAUGUCCAACCCCCGGAACAUGGACCUGUACUACCAGUCCUACUCGCAGGUGGGCGUCAUGUUCGCCUCCAUCCCCAACUUUGACGACUUCUACAUCGAGCUGGACGGCAACAACAUGGGUGUGGAGUGCCUGCGCCUCCUGAACGAGAUCAUCGCCGACUUUGAUGAGCUCAUGGACAAAGACUUUUACAAGGACCUGGAGAAGAUUAAGACCAUCGGGAGCACCUACAUGGCUGCCGUGGGGCUGGUGCCCACGGCCGGGUCCAAGGCAAAGAAGUGCAUCUCCUCACACCUCAGCACGCUGGCCGACUUCGCCAUCGAGAUGUUUGACGUCCUGGACGAAAUCAACUACCAGUCUUACAACGACUUUGUGCUCCGCGUCGGCAUCAACGUUGGCCCCGUGGUGGCCGGGGUGAUCGGGGCUCGAAGGCCACAGUAUGACAUUUGGGGAAACACGGUCAACGUGGCCAGUCGGAUGGACAGCACCGGUGUCCAGGGCAGAAUCCAGGUGACCGAGGAGGUUCACCGGCUGCUGCGAAAGGGCACCUACCGCUUCGUGUGCCGUGGGAAGGUCAGCGUCAAGGGCAAGGGUGAGAUGCUGACGUACUUCCUGGAAGGCCGAACCGAUAGAAAUGGCUCCCAGGCCAGGUCCCUGAACGCAGAGCGGAAAAUGUGUGCUUACGGGCGACCUGGCCUCCAGACCAAACUGGGCACAGGCCCGCCCCCCAUGGCCCCCAUGGCUGGCCCCCCAGUCAGAGCCGGGCUAGGGGCUCUGCAGGGCUCGGGGCUCCCACCGGGCCCUCACGGCCAGCACCCGCCCCCCGGAGCAGCUGGGAAGGAGGCUUAG
Messenger RNA from Enhydra lutris kenyoni (northern sea otter), 3417 nucleotides. RefSeq names its product adenylate cyclase 1. The record is from RefSeq and is a predicted model, not a curated record. The transcript has 20 exons. Gene Ontology annotation, molecular function: adenylate cyclase activity. Bases 1 to 3417 code for a protein of 1138 amino acids. Gene Ontology annotation, biological process: adenylate cyclase-activating G protein-coupled receptor signaling pathway; intracellular signal transduction; cAMP biosynthetic process. Gene Ontology annotation, cellular component: plasma membrane. Lineage: Eukaryota; Metazoa; Chordata; Mammalia; Carnivora; Mustelidae.